Penicillium waksmanii is the source of this 2979-nucleotide messenger RNA. RefSeq lists its product as uncharacterized. Gene Ontology annotation, cellular component: intracellular membrane-bounded organelle. NCBI's taxonomy places the organism in Eukaryota, Fungi, Ascomycota, Eurotiomycetes, Eurotiales, Aspergillaceae. Gene Ontology annotation, molecular function: phosphatidylinositol binding. The coding region runs from base 1 to 2979 and encodes 992 amino acids. The transcript has 4 exons. The record is from RefSeq and is a predicted model, not a curated record.
AUGAUGCGAUCGCCGCUCCCUCCGCGAACCCCCCCGGAACCAACUCCUAUCGCAACGCAGGAUAACGCGACCAAACAAGAUGGCCCCAACACGAAAUCCACAAAGGAACUUAUGGACCAUGUCCUUGACUUCCUUUCAACAUCUAGCAAUGAAACCCUCCUUGGCGUAUUUGCGCUCUUAAUGCUCGGCACCUACAUUAUACUCGGACGGGUUGGCUUGCUGCUUAUCGGUGUCAGCUUAGGUGUUGUCCUGCAUGCGUCAUGGGAAGGGACUUCCCAUAGAGGAGGAAACGGGGAAACGUCUUCCAGAAAACGAAAGGAGCUUGCAUUGGAGGUUUCUCAUAGACUCUUGGACUGGCCUCAGCGCUUAGCAUCUGCCACUGUCACUGCCGACUCUAAACCCGACAGCGGUGCCCUAGCGACCUCCCCGGAGAAUCUUUCAGAUGAGGAUCUAGAGUAUUUGACCUUUCGACCGGCUACCGCUGCUGCUCUGAGAUUGCUCACCGAUACAGUCAUUAAGGACUAUGUCAAGUACUGGUAUAAACCGAUUCUACCGAACGAUAUUAUCUUCCCCACCUCCUGCCGAAGAACCUUGACCUAUUUCGUCACGGCCGUAUCAUCGCACCUUUCCCAUAAGAGAACGGAAGACACAUUCCUACAAUUUCUCACGAAUUCCUCGUCUAUAAUUAUUGUGUUUUUUAACGAACUUGCUGCCGCAUUUACGGCUACGGGGUCUUCACCCCAUGAAGCCAAGCAAAUCGUGGAUCAGUAUCUAGAGAAUUCCCCCGACAGCAGUCUCGCAAAUGUUCUGUCCGAGGAGCAACAGCGAAAGAAGCUGAGCAUGAUUGCGGAUGACAUCUUGUCGAAUUAUCUUGAUACGAACUCAUAUCGUUGCUCGCCAGUCCGAGACUUCCUAAGGGAAAUUUUUGCAGGUGUCGUGCUCGAGUCUACAGUCACUAGCCUUUCUCGGCCCGAGUUCAUCAAUGAUUGGAUUAUCUACCUUCUUCAGGAUGGUGAAUCUGAACUUAUGCAUGCUAUCGACGCGGGUGUUGAAGGGGCUCGCAAUCAAGGCGUCGGCGCCGGCGCAUCCAAGACCCAGACCCCGGAGACCAUAAAGACCCCCGCUGAGCCGAAGCAAGAGAAGGCCGCGGAGCGUAAGUCGGAAUCAACGGACCGAGCAACGGAGGAUGCAUUGCUAGAGGCGAAGCGAUUGAGUGCCUUGAUUGCUUCUCAUGAUGAGCAAAGCGUACCCUCCGAUCAAUCAAUACAUUCGGAUCGACCCGAUCGAACGAGUAUUUCGGCUGAACCUGAAUUGGAACCACCGAGUACUACCCCCAAUUCCCAGGAGCAAAGCUCCGCAGCUAUUGAAGGCCAUGCCCCGACCGGAUCGUCCUCGGCGUCCGAGCAGCCCGCGCCCGCGCCCGUGCCCGCUGCUGCACGCCAAUCAGGAGAAGACAACCCGGCUCCCAUGAGUCUGCACGGUGCUCAAGUCCUAGUGGACGACGACUCAGCAACAUCUGAAAGGGGCCCGAUCAAGUCGCGGCCUACAUGGGAUUACCUGUUACAAGUCGAGCCGACGUCUACCCGCUCCAGUGGCUGGAUGGUAUUUAGAAAAUAUGCCGACUUCCAGUCUCUCCAUGAAAUGCUAGAGACAGUUUCACGUUUGAAUAAUAUUCAAAGUUUCUCCAGCAGGUUCCCUGCACUGCCUCCGUGGAAAGGAAAGACAAGGCAAGAGCUUGCUCACGAGCUGGAGCGAUAUCUUCAAGAAGCCGUGAGACAUGAGUCUCUUGCUGACACUGAUCGUAUGCGACGAUUCCUGGAGAAAGAGGUGAAUCCCGGUGAGAAGAGUACUCCCAAGUCUGGGUUCUCGUUCCCUAGUCAGAGCGCCUUUGAAAAUAUGGGUAAAGGGAUGCUAGGUGCUUUGACAAAUGCCCCUAAGGGUGUUGCUGGAGGUGGCCGUGCGAUGUUUGAUGGAGUUACGGGCGUUUUUGGGGGUGGUCAUAAUCGCAAACCGACAAUCUCUGGUGAUCGAUCCACGCAUCAAAAGAGCCCGUCCAAGACAGAACGAGAUCUUACUCUUACCCCUAAGGAGGGUUCGGGCUCUGCCAGUGAUUUGGGCCGGGUCAAUUCUUCGCCGGUGGGCUUAAAUAUCGAUGCUCGCUCUACCUCGGCUAGGUCAAGUGAGGAAGAUAGACCCCGCGUUUCGUCCUCCUCUACUAGCCUAUCUUUGGAUGCAUGGAAGGAAGAGAAGCCUCAAUCGCCAGCACCGAGUGAUAUUGAUAGCAACGUCAACCCAACGAAGAUUGAGCAACACGCAUGGGCCUCGGAGUCAACGCUCGCAUCUUCGGGGGAUGCCAACUCCUCCACAUCAACAGAUCGCGUGGGAAUAGCAGAAGCAGAGAAAAACGAAGAGACCCGUACACCGCAGUCACCAAAGCUUUCAUUGGAGAGUGGCAGUGGCAGUGGUGCCGACGAAGGUGAAAGCUCGGAAAACAUCCACCAUACCCCCCAGCAAUCACGAUCACGGGCCCCCAUCACAGCAGACGAAACACAAAUUGCAGUGGAACUAAUAUUCGCCGUGAUAAACGAGCUCUACACAUUAUCAUCAGCCUGGAACAUCCGACGCACGCUAUUGAACGCGGCAAAAACCUAUAUCCUGCGUCCCGGAAGUCCUACACUAGACACAAUUCGAGACUUGCUCCAGGACUCGAUGAUCGAAAGCCACACCUCGGACGAUGCCCUCGGCGACUACGCGAGAAUGCCCUUCCAACCGAGGAAGAAUUGGCUGCCUGGCCUGCACCCCCGAGCGAGGAGGAAAAGACUCAACUACGGGACAAGGCAAGACGCUUAUUCUGUUAUGGGUGCUGCCGCUAGUCGAGAGGCUCUUGAGAAAAUCUUUGAUAGUCUCCAGGUGGAGACGGUUGCUCGGGGAUUUGUUUUCUCUGUUAUGCUCCAGGGAUUGCGCGUGUUGACUCUCUAG